AUGGGCGGCAACCAUGCUCUGGUCUUCGGAGCAACGGGCAUCCAAGGAUGGGCUGUAGUCAACCAGAUCCUGGAAGGCUACCCGUCUGCCAAUGCCUUUGACAAAGUGACUGCUCUGACCAACCGCCCAAUAACGGAGAAGAUGCUAUGGCCGGAGAGCAAGAAGCUGGAGGUCGUGUCUGGCAUCAAUCUCCUCACAGAUAAAGGCCAAGACGGGUUGGAGGAAGAGAUGAAGGAGAGGAUACCGGACGUGGAGUCGGUCACGCACAUGUUCUUCUUCGCCUACAUAUUCAACGAAGACCCGCCCAAAGAAAUCACCAUCAACAUCCAGCUCCUCGAGCGAGCAGUCAAUGCCAGCCAACACCUUGCCAAAGAACUGAAGUUCGUGCUCCUUCCGACAGGCACCAAAGCCUAUGGCGUACAGUGUCUAGAUCAGUUUCCGUUCGCAGACAAGCUCCCUCUAUCCGAAGACCUGCCCCGAAUACCAGAGCCAUGGCAGAGCCAGAACUUCUACUACAACAUGUGCGACUGGCUGGAAACCGAAUCCAAAGGUAAAAGCUGGACAUGGUGCGAGAUACGUCCAGACAUGAUCGUCGGGUUCGUACCAAACAACAAUGUCUACUGCCUCGCCCAGGUGCUCGCAACAUAUCUGGCCUGCUACCGCGAAAUGGAGGGAGAGGGCGCUGAGUGCGCUUUUCCCGGCACAGAGACUAGCUGGAAGAACCUCAGCAACGACUCCUCGCAAGACAUCAUCGCUCGCUUCUCCAUCCACUGCGCUCUGAACCCUGAUACGUGCGGACAGGGCCAGGCGUUCAACGUCGCGGACCACAGCACACCCACUACCUGGAGCCAGAAGUGGCCAGUCCUCUGCGAAUUCUUCGGGCUGAAGGGUACACCACCACCAAGCGGCGGCAGCGGUCCGGCGCCUGGUCAGUACCUCUCCGACCACCUUCAGGAUUGGAAGAAGCUGGAGCAGCAGCACGGUCUCGCAACUGGACGAGUCGGCAAUGAUCGCAGUCUCGGGAUCUUUCAGUUCUUCAUCAUGACACUUCUCUCUUUCGACCGGCAGCUGGAUCUUAGCAAAAUGCACAAGGCGUGGAACUCCGGUGGUGGGAAGGCGGAAGAGAUCGAUAUCCAGGGGGCUUGGUGGACGGCGUUCAAGCGGUUUAGGGAGGCUAAGAUUAUACCUUAG
Molecule: messenger RNA, 1191 nt
Organism: Saxophila tyrrhenica
Lineage: Eukaryota; Fungi; Ascomycota; Dothideomycetes; Mycosphaerellales; Extremaceae
Exons: 2
Coding region: 1-1191 (396 amino acids)
Source: RefSeq, a predicted model, not a curated record